AGAGUCCCUCGGGUCUCAGGUCAUGGCGGUCGCGGGGCCCGCGCCCGGAGCUGGCGCCAGGCCCAGGUUAGAUCUGCAAUUUCUCCAGCGGUUCCUGCAGAUACUGAAGGUUUUGUUUCCUUCUUGGUCAUCACAAAAUGCCUUGAUGUUCCUGACCCUUUUGUGCCUGACCCUACUGGAGCAAUUUGUGAUCUACCAGGUUGGCUUGAUCCCCAGUCAGUACUAUGGGGUCCUGGGAAACAAAGACUUGGAAGGGUUUAAGACUCUGACAUUCCUGGCUGUCAUGCUCAUUGUUCUGAACUCCACGCUGAAGAGCUUUGAUCAGUUCACCUGCAACCUGCUGUAUGUGAGCUGGAGGAAGGACCUCACUGAGCACCUUCACCGCCUCUACUUCCGGGGCCGUGCGUACUACACCCUCAACGUGCUGCGGGAUGACAUCGAUAACCCGGACCAGCGCAUCAGCCAGGACGUGGAGCGAUUCUGCCGGCAGCUCAGCAGCAUGGCCAGCAAGCUCAUCAUCUCCCCGUUCACCCUCGUCUACUACACUUACCAGUGCUUCCAAAGCACAGGCUGGCUCGGGCCUGUGAGCAUCUUCGGGUAUUUCAUCCUGGGGACCGUGGUGAACAAAACUUUGAUGGGCCCCAUUGUGAUGAAGCUGGUGCAUCAGGAGAAGCUGGAGGGAGAUUUUAGGUUCAAGCACAUGCAGAUUCGGGUGAAUGCGGAGCCUGCUGCUUUCUACAGAGCUGGGCAUGUGGAGCACAUGAGGACAGACCGCAGGCUGCAGAGACUCCUUCAGACCCAGAGGGAGCUGAUGUCCAAGGAGCUCUGGCUGUACAUCGGCAUCAACACCUUUGACUAUCUGGGCAGCAUCCUGAGUUACGUUGUCAUCGCAAUCCCCAUUUUCAGCGGGGUCUAUGGAGACCUGAGUCCCGCAGAGCUUAGCACCCUGGUCAGCAAGAAUGCCUUUGUGUGCAUCUACCUCAUCAGCUGCUUCACCCAGCUCAUCGACCUGUCCACGACGCUCUCAGAUGUGGCUGGCUACACGCACAGAAUUGGGCAGCUUCGGGAGACGCUUCUGGACAUGUCCCUGAAGUCACAGGACUGCGAGAUCCUGGGCGAGAGCGAGUGGGGCUUGGACACACCCCCAGGGUGGCCAGCGGCAGAGCCAGCAGACACAGCAUUUCUCCUUGAGCGGGUCUCCAUCUCUGCCCCCUCCUCUGACAAACCCCUAAUCAAGGAUCUGAGCCUAAAGAUCUCCGAGGGACAGAGCCUGCUCAUCACAGGCAACACGGGCACUGGCAAGACCUCCUUGCUCCGGGUUCUGGGUGGCCUCUGGACGAGUACACGGGGCUCAGUGCAGAUGCUGACGGACUUUGGGCCCCAUGGGGUGCUAUUCCUGCCACAAAAGCCAUUCUUCACUGACGGGACCCUUCGGGAGCAGGUGAUAUAUCCCCUGAAGGAGGUCUACCCCGACUCAGGUUCUGCCGAUGAUGAGAGGAUCUUGAGGUUCUUGGAAUUGGCAGGCCUGGUAAGUGGGGAGAGGGACCCUCAGGACCCGAGCCCACCUGGGAGCACCAGCUACAGUCCAACUUGGUGGCAAGGACAGAGGGCCUGGACCAGCAGGUGGACUGGAACUGGUAUGAUGUUCUGUCCCCGGGGGAGAUGCAACGGCUCUCCUUUGCCCGACUCUUCUACCUGCAGCCGAAGUACGCAGUGCUUGAUGAAGCCACCAGUGCCCUGACAGAGGAAGUGGAGAGCGAGCUCUAUCGCAUCGGCCAGCAGCUGGGGAUGACGUUCAUCAGUGUGGGACAUCGGCAGAGCCUUGAGAAGGUACCCGUGCUCACAAGGAUGGCCUGAGGAGGAGAAAGAACCCAAAGGCUCAGCCUGGCCAGGGCCAGAGGCCCCUCAAAACGGGGAGUAGCAGUAGCAGAGAGAACCGAGUGGCCUCCUCUGCCAGCGGCCAGGGCAGCCUGAUCUCCAUGUGGUGGUGGUCUCUUGUAGUUUCAUUCCUUGGUUCUGAAACUCUGUGGAGGAGGAAGAUGGGAGCUGAUGAGAAUCAAAGUGGAAUGAAGCUCUGGCUUUUGGAAGGAGAGCCACACUGUGGCGGGUCGGCGGCCCUCAGGAGAGACCAGGAGGACUGACAGCGAAGAUCGAGCUCAGGUUCGCCACAUAGAUCCCGUGCAGGAGCCACAUGGGUCCUGUGCAGGACCCCUAGCAGUGGUGGGCUGAGCCCAGGUCUAGGUUUCUGUGGGGGACACUGAAUCUCCCAGUGUUCAGUCUCCCAGGACUCUGCUGCCUCAGCCAGAGCCUCCAUAUGCUUGAAGUGCUGAUUACCUACAAAUGAUUUCAGAUCAUGUUUGCUAAAGAGAAAUCUGGAAGUGUGAGAUCUGUAAGAAAUGAAAGAAAUGACUCUUGGAGUCAAGAGAUCUGGAAAUCUUUUAAUCAGUUAAAUUGUGCAGCAAUAGAUUUUUAACUUUAACUGACCAUUUAAGUUUUUUAAUAAGUUUUUUACAAAGAAAAGUUAAACAUUAAAAAGAAUUACAGCUUUCUGUCUUCUCUAUCAUGGAAUGAUCUUUUUUAUUGAAUCUCCAGAUUUGUAUUUGACAGCUUGGUGGGAAGGGAAGCACACUCUGCUGUUCUGGAAUCUUAUGCCCAGGGUUUUUCACUUCUCCCCACAUCUCCCUUUCCACUUGCCAGUGUUGUGUAGUUAGAACCUGAACCACUAACUUCCAGGGGCCUUUGGUCUGCCCUACCUUAACCCAAAUGAAAGUAAAUCCCUUUCCCCUUAGCCAAAAUAAGGUUGGGUUUUCUAAAAAAAUAGUCUAUAUUAGGGAACAACAACAGCAAAUUAGACAAAACCCAGAAAGCACAAAGCAUGAGGUGGAGUUACUGUGCCCAAAGUCCUCACUCAGACCAGUGCCCCUCCAGUUCAGUUGUCUAUGUAUUACCUUCCUUACCUUCAUAAUUUUUGCCAGGCUUCUGUACUUCUAGUACUUGAGUUACUUAAUAUUUUUAAAAACAAACCUUUUAAGUUUAAAUGGAUUUUUAAGUGAAAUUUUACACUUAACAUAGAUGGAAAGUAACUAAAAAUAAAUACAAGAAAAACCAUCGGUGUUAUUAACUUACGGCUAGAUGCUGUUGCCUGCAUAGACUCUGGGCCUGAGGCUUGUUCAUUUUGUAAAAAAGAGAGGUGAGGAGUUAGACGGACUGGCACUCAACUGAGAUUUUUCUCCUUAAUAAAAUCAGAAAGAUGGAGUGAGAA
Molecule: messenger RNA, 3262 nt
Organism: Homo sapiens (human)
Lineage: Eukaryota; Metazoa; Chordata; Mammalia; Primates; Hominidae
Source: RefSeq, a predicted model, not a curated record